Geodia barretti is the source of this 894-nucleotide messenger RNA. NCBI's taxonomy places the organism in Eukaryota, Metazoa, Porifera, Demospongiae, Tetractinellida, Geodiidae. The record is from the annotation of a GenBank genome assembly.
AAAGAGUUCACAUAUAAUUGCCGUUCUGUGAACUAGUUUAUGCUCAUUUUGCUACUGGCGAGUAUAAGCUGCAGGCGGUAGCUGAUCUUGCCACCACUGCUAUACUGUGCAUACAGUCUCUCUGUGUCACUGCAGCUGCUGAAGAACAUGAAGAAACAAUUCUGUGGCCUGUUGUACGACACUGGGUUUGUCCAUUCCCCGGACCCGGACCACGAGGAGGCCAACCACAACUCUGCCAACACCAAACUGAUCAAGGCUGUUCUGUGCGCCGGUCUCUACCCCAACGUGGCCAAGAUCGUCCAGACACGUCCCGACAGACCACCUAAACUGUUCGAUCAGGACACAAAGGUCAAGUUCCACCCAAAGUCAGUCAACUCGGACGAGACUACUUUCAACAACAAGUUUGUCAUCUACCACACCAAGGUCAAGAGCACGGCGGUGUUCCUUCAUGACACGAGUAUGAUCCCUCCCUUCCCCCUCCUCUUCUUCGGAGGAAACAUCUCUGUCGAGAGAGACGGAGACCAACAGAUCAUUGCUGUCGACAAGUGGAUCAAGUUCCAGGCUCCCCACCGUAUUGCCAUGCUAGUCAAGGAGAUGCGUCAGCAGUUGGAUGUGGUGUUGAGGCAGAAAGUGAGCAGUCCCCGCAUGGAUCUGUACACCCCUCUGUCCCCCAGUCCCUCUGCCUCCUCACAACUCAUCCAGAGCAUCAUCGAUCUAAUUGCCUCUGAAGAUUACCAGUGGCAGGCUCAAAGGCUAGCUGCUGGUAAACACUUAUAUAUUCGCAGAGGGAAGUGAUGAACUAAUGUAAGACUAUCAAUAUUUUCAACAUCAUUAUUCUGACACAGCCAUGUGUACUGUAAACAUUUUAAUCAUGUUGCAAACCUUAUGAUGUGU